GCCCUGACAAAAUAUCCGUCACCCAAGGCAGCAGCUUCUCCAUCACUUGCUCAAUUCAUUCCAGAUAUCCUGGAGGUUUCUUCUAUCUGAUAGAGUCUAACUUGAACACCACUGAAGCGAUAGCAGCAUUUGGCCACUCAAUCUUCUACUUGGCAUACUUUGAAUUCCCACUGAUAGAUUACAAAAGCCAAGGAGAGUAUUACUGUGUCUACGGUGUUAACAUCUCCUCAAGGUCCUUCUGUUCUGUUCCCUCCAAGUCACUCCAAGUAACUGUAGUCGCAACAUCCUCCUCAGUCGCCUUAGGAGUGGUUAUGGGUGGGCUUGUGGUGCUGCUACUUGUGCUGGUUAUAGGUUACCUGGUCUGGAGAAGGAGAAGGUGGGGUGCUGGUACCAUGGUUCAGUUUAGUAACAGGUUUGGAGGAGCAAUAAAGCCAGAUACUGAAGACAUGAUCAAUGGAGCACUUGAUGGAAGAGGCCAAAAUACCCAAGUGAAUGAGCAUACACGCAGUCGUGGCCCAGAAGACUUCAAUGCUGAUGUUGAUGACUCUGUUGAGAGGGUCUCUGAAGACCUGGCUGGGAGAGUGUGUUAUGAGCUUGAACCACUCGUUCUCUCGUGAUGACCAAAUGCGGAAUCAAUAACCUAUGUCAUGCAGUUUCACUAAAUAUAAAGAGUAACAUAGCACCUGGCUGAAAGUCUGUUGCACCAGAAACACACUAAACAGUGAUCGGUUCAUCAACACACCCUGACGUGCACUUCUACAUCACUGCAGUUAAGAGAGAAGGGACCACUGAAAAUGUAAUUUUCAAUAACAUACAUGACACUUGUUUAAACGGGCAACACUUGUUUUCAUACUUAUUCCUGAAGUGAUUUUUGUUUUUCUGCGAGAUUCUGCCAAUCACAAAGCUAAGGUCCACUGUACUGUGGGAAGAUACUGAUUACAAUGUCUUUGUAUUGCAUGAAAAUUGUCUUUAUUUGUUAUAUGUCAUCUGAUCAAUACAUUUGUAUUCCUUACAACACUUGCACAUUUUCAUUUGGCAGAGUUUUGGAUUGAUUACACCCUGCAGAUUAGGGAGCAAAUAGGAUUAAAGUUGACCAAAACAGCAGCCAAGAUACAAUAUAUUCCAUCAAAUACAGAAAGGAAUUCCUAACUUGUGUAAAUCCUUUACAUCACAAUCAUCAGUAAUUAUCUUAACACAAUAGUCACAAUGUCGAAGCAGCAAAAAUUGAAUUCAGCCAUCAUAAAUUUCAUCAUUUACAUCUGUGCUUUUCCUGUCUAAAUAUCCUCCAUGAAAAAGGCCUGUGUAGUGGUAUAAAAGGUACCUCUGAAAUGUGGUGGAGUUGAAGUACAAAGUAACCCAACCUGGAAAUAAUUGAGUCAACAAGUAUCUCUAAAUGUGCUUAUGUACAGUAAUUGAGUACAUGUAAUUAGUUACUUCCACCACUGGUGUGUGUUUUUACCUUCACAAUUAGCACAGCCAGGCUCUACAACUGAAAUGGCAUGUCACACAAGUGGGUGUGUCCAUGCAGGCAGGUGAGUCGUGUCCAAACCUGCUCACCUUGUCUGCUGUUGCAUCAAAACCAGCUCCACAUACCUGCAUUCAGGACACUAGAACAGUCUGUCUUCCUGCAUUUUCUUUGUUGUUCUUGGUAAAGUAGCAGAUAUGUCGAUCAAAGUGUAUUACACCAGCGUGAGCAGUUCCAAAGAGAUCAAGAAAUGGCAGCAACAAAUCUUCGACAUCCUGAGCAGCAAGAAGAUCAAGCACGAAGCUGUGGACAUUGCUCAGGAUGUUAAAGUCAAGGAUUUAAUGAGGGACUUGGUAGGGGACCCGACUGCACUAGCCCCUCAGAUAUUCAAUGGAGAUAACUACUGUGGGGACUACAAAGCAUUUGAAAAUGCAAUCGAGGAAGAAGCAUUGGAGAGUUUUCUCAAGAUCUAAAAGGAAUAGGGACCUGCUUUGAGACAACAAUAAAUAUAUACUCUAUAAAUAUUUCUGUUUCCUUUUGUUUUAUUCUGAUAGAUGCCUCAUUCAUAUUUGAUGGAUAAUACCCAAAUUUAGGGAAUUUAUUUGUUUUACAGUGAAGUGGAAGGGCUUGCCUUCUUUUCAGGGUAAGGCUUUUGAGUUGUAAAUCUGUGCAGUUUGAAAUGAAAAUUUUUAAAUAAAACACUGCCUGCUGCACUCAUUAACAUGAGUAUUGUCAUGUCUUGUUUUUGUAAAAGGCUAGUACAAGUGGUAUACGCAUAUCUGC
This is a messenger RNA of Anarrhichthys ocellatus (wolf-eel), 2248 nucleotides long. Its product is annotated as SH3 domain-binding glutamic acid-rich-like protein 3. Lineage: Eukaryota; Metazoa; Chordata; Actinopteri; Perciformes; Anarhichadidae. Gene Ontology annotation, cellular component: cytoplasm. Bases 1663 to 1938 code for a protein of 91 amino acids. The transcript is spliced from 6 exons. The record is from RefSeq and is a predicted model, not a curated record.